Histoplasma mississippiense is the source of this 1062-nucleotide messenger RNA. RefSeq lists its product with no specific name. Gene Ontology annotation, biological process: ribonucleotide metabolic process; RNA catabolic process. The coding region runs from base 1 to 1062 and encodes 353 amino acids. The record is from RefSeq and is a predicted model, not a curated record. NCBI's taxonomy places the organism in Eukaryota, Fungi, Ascomycota, Eurotiomycetes, Onygenales, Ajellomycetaceae. Gene Ontology annotation, cellular component: nucleoplasm; ribonuclease H2 complex. The transcript has a single exon.
AUGGUGGUCGGGGACGUUAGCACAGAAAACAACGAAAUCAUUCCGCAAAUGGUUGAAAAUCGAAUACCAACGAAAGCGACGAUUGCUAAACAGUCGCAAUUGCUCGUCGCAACGCCGGUGGACAUCCUCUUUUUCCUCCUGCCCAUAUUAACGCCAGCUCGCGGAAAUUCAACCUCCCGGAAACGCUUCCAGCCCCUGGAUGAUAUGCUCGAUUCCCAAGAUACGGCCUCAAAAAGCCUGAAACACAUCUUGUCUGUACAGUUCAGAGAAAAGGUGGAAGCGAGAAUGACGGUUAUGUGUGACACUCUCGAGGCUGGAGAGACAAUGUACAGGCUUAAUGAGGAUAAAUUGCUUAGGGAAUUGAUUUUCAAGGCUGAGCGGAUGGCGGCGGGCGGACUUCCUCAGAGUUUGGAAGAGCGGUUUAUACAGAGGGCAUUAGAACUCCCAGUUCUCAGCGUGAAAAGAGAUGAUCUUCCAACAACUUCAACGUCACCAAACCCUUCUGACCCGACCGAUGAUACAAAUAAUCCCGUUGAAACUUCUCAACAGAAGUCCGAGUUACAGUCAUCGAGUUCCACUACACCAACUGCAACCCCGUCGGCUUCUUUUACUGCGUCUGAUGUUUCUACACCAAACACUGCAACCACUCCCCCUACAAAAGACUCACCGCCUAAUUGCGACGUGCGCCACUUACUCCGAGUCCGCACGGCGAUAUCCUUUUUAGCAUCGUCAUACCUACCUAAACACCUCUCGUCCCGAGUGGAAACUCUUCUCAACAAUCCCGAAACGAGCCCCAAAGAUUUUUCUCCCCUUACCCAACAUUUAAAACUCGUCGCGGAAAUGCGCGCCAAAGCAGUAGCGUCUCGUUCAAUGGGUGAUUUUUCCCACAAACGGAGGGUUGAGGAUGAUGAAGAAGUGGAAAGAAAAAUGGAGAAAAAGCGAAAGAAGGAAGAAGAAGAGAGGAAGAAGAAGAUGGGGGAAUCGAGGGCGGUGAGAGAUUUGAAAAAGGUGAAUGUCUCCGGGAUGAAGAAGCUGAGUGCCUUUUUCCAGAAGAAAACUUAG